Messenger RNA from Colletotrichum fioriniae, 996 nucleotides. The record is from RefSeq and is a predicted model, not a curated record. NCBI's taxonomy places the organism in Eukaryota, Fungi, Ascomycota, Sordariomycetes, Glomerellales, Glomerellaceae.
AUGGCCCGUCAGUUCACCAAGUAUCCCAAGCCCGUCGCCAAGUCUCUUCGUCGAGCUCUUUAUUACACAAAUAUCAGCCCCGAUCCGAACCUCGCGAGGAAAUACUACAAGCAAGCACUGGAGCAGUGCAAUGAGCUCCAGCUAGACCCGUUCUCGGAUGAUGUUUUGGGCAUUAGGAUUCAGACCGCGGCAUGGCUCGAAAAGAUCGAAAACUACCAAGGAGCCAUUACCGUUUUGGAUUCUGUGCUCAGAGACUGCCUCAAGUGGGUGGAAUGGAUGGAGAACUCCAUUGCAGAUGGAACAGUAGACAAGUCAGGAAAGCCGCCUGCUGCGAAGCCUACGUCGGAAAAUCAACGACUCGCAGUUCCGGAGAAUGGCGAGGAGAAGGCUGUCGAAAACCUGUGGCAUAAGCGCACUCGCCUUCUAGCCAAAGCCGUCGGAACUAGCACCAAGCUUGGUGCCCUUUACUCGGACGAGCAUGUGAUGGAGCCAGAAAACUCUCUGGCCCGACUGACGUGGGCCGUCGAAACGGCACUGACAGAGUCAAAACGACGCCACAAGGAAGGUAUCAAGAAGGAUGAAGGUUCUUGGAUGAGCCCAGAAGAAAUUGGCGGUGCCAUGGAGUUGAACAAUCUGGCCGCAGCGUUUGCUCAGCAUCCCCUCCAGACUCCGCUGGACGCCAUUCCCAACGCGCCUGCCACUUCCGACGCAAUAGUCAGUCCCGACAUGCCGACAGACCGAGCCGGGCUCUUGGAGGCUGCGAAGAACUGGGCUAGCAAUGCCUACUCACAUUCAAAGGAUGUCAAGGGAGAAGACCGAACUGAAGAGUGUGAUGAAGCUUGCGCCGUAGCAUUAACAAACAUGGGUGACAUCGCUGCCCUACUGGGAAAGAAGGAGGACGCAAGAAAGCGUUUUCAGCAGGCAAUCGACAUGAGCAGGAAGAUUGGCUUCGGUCCUGGCAUCUCUCAGGCCGAAGCGGGACUUCAAAAACUCUAG